UCUUUUCCAGAGUCAUGGCUGACUCGCACAAGUGGGUUACACACGGCUAUACGCUCGUUUCGGUGAUAUUCAACACCGCCGUUUCCACGGAUUGUGGGCCGCGAAAGAAAUUCUACGGCGGCUUAAACAGCAAUUGGAAAUAGGCGGGUAGGUUUGCCGGAGAUAAUGGUGAUAGGAUGGCUUCGCUACACUACAUAUGCGUCCACGACGUCAGGCUUUGACUGUCGACACGGCUAGCGGCGGCGUCAUUUUUCAAACAUAUACACAGGCACGCCCCUUUCUCCAGGCCUGCUUCCCACACAUCGACACCGCACCGGCACCGCAACCAUGCAGGAGGAAGACUACGAGAUCCUGCGCGCCGAACGCGAUGCGAGUCCUGCGCGAUACGCUCAAUGGGACCGCAGCGACCAGCUUCGUCGCGAGUACAUCCAGCAGCAUGGACACAAUGGCCGUCCGGGCGAUCCGCAGCGCAACAUGAGCGAGCAGUCGGUGGCGCAAGAGGCCGUUGCGACACCACACGUCCUGUCGCGCCAGAACAGCGCGUCCUCGACGUCGACGUCCUCGUCCACCGCCUCGCACUCGACACGGGCGCCGCGCCUUGAGGAAAUCCGCACCGCCCGCUCCACAGGCCAGACCCACGACAACUCAACCGGUUUUCUCUCGCGCCACCCCACCGAGCGCGACCCCGAGGCCCUGCGCCGCAUUGAGACACACCGCAGCCAGCAUGCGGGCACAGUCGGCGCCUCCCAGGUGCCCUCGCGCCUCACACAGACGCUCUCGCGCCGCCGCACCGACCGACCGCUGCCCUCGCUCGGAGCAGGCAAGCCCAUGCCCCCACCGCUGCCCGACCGCGAUGAAUAUGUUGUCGAGUUCGACGGCGUCGACGACCCGCGCAAUGCGCAAAACUGGCCCUUAAAGAGAAAGAUCGGCCUUGGCGCUGUCCUGGCGUUCGAUGCCAUUACGGCAACCAUGGGAAGCAGUAUCUUCUCGAGCGCAACCCUGGUCGUCUCUGCGCAUUUCGAUGUGGGGCGGGAAGUCGGCACGCUGGCGACAAGUUUGUUUGUGUUUGGCUAUGCCUUUGGCCCGCUGAUGUGGGCUCCCUUCUCCGAACUGUACGGCCGCAAGACGCCGCUCAUCAUUGCCGCCUUUGGCUUCUCCGUCUUCACUGUUGCCGUGGCCGUCGCAAAGGACAUACAGACCGUGCUCAUCUGCCGCUUCUUUGCGGGCCUCUUCGGCUCCAGUCCGCUAGCCAUCGUCGCCGCCGUAUUCGCAGACAUGUUUGACAACAAGACUCGUGGUAUGGCCGUCGCUGUCUUCAGUUUGUGUGUCUUCCUGGGGCCCAUGCUGGCCCCCUUCAUCGGCGGUUUCAUCACAGAGAGCUAUUUGGGCUGGAGGUGGACCAUGUACAUCAGCGCGCUGAUGGGCUUCGCCAGCUUCACACUCCUGAUCCUCUUCAUGCAGGAAACAUACGCGCCUGUAGUGCUUAUCAACAAAGCAUCUGAGAUGCGUCGCCGCACAAAGAACUGGGGCAUCCAUGCUAAACAGGAGGAAAUCGAAGUUGACCUCAAAGAACUCAUCGUCCGCAACGUCAGCCGUCCUCUUCGUAUCCUCUUCACCGAGCCCAUUGUCCUGCUCGUUACCAUCUACAUGAGUUUCGUUUACGGCAUUCUGUAUCUUUUGCUAACCGCCUACCCACUCGUGUUCACACGUGUAUAUGGUUGGAACUCUGGCGUCUCUGGCCUCGCAUACUUUGGCUUGAUUGCCGGCCAAGUCAUUGCUUUUAUCGUCAUCAUCGCCAUGAACGGCCGGUACGUGCGCAAACUAGAAGCCAACAACAACAUCCCUGUGCCCGAAUGGCGACUGCCCAUCAGUAUGGUCGGCGGCGUCGCGUUCGCUGCAGGCUUGUUCUGGUUCGGCUGGUCCGGCUACAGCGGGACAGUGCACUGGAUUGUACCCAUACUUUCCGGCCUCCUGACUGGCUUCGGCCUGUUCACCAUCUUCCUCUCCCUCCUAAACUACAUCGUCGACGCGUACCUCAUGUUCGCCGCCUCGGCUCUCGCAGCAAACACCUUCAUGCGCUCCUGCUUUGGAGGUGUCUUCCCUCUCUUCGCUACCUACAUGUUCGAGGGCAUGGGCGUGCAGUGGGCGUGCACUCUUAUCGGCGGUGUCGCCUUGCUCCUCGUCCCCAUGCCCAUCAUGUUCUACAUGUAUGGCAAGAAGAUCAGAGCGAAGAGCACGUUUGCACCUGCCCCUGACAUCGCGCAGGAUAGGCGCAGGGACGAGGAGGCCAGAGUGGGACUUGCGGAGGAUGGCGGCUUGGGGAGCGCAGAGAGUGACGAGGGUAUCCAGAAACAACGAAGUAAGGAACAGUGAAGUUUUUAGUUUGUACAAAAAAAUCUUUUUUUGGGCCGGUUUUUUUGAAAAAAUGCGAUUUAGCGUUAGAGCAAGGGUGGGUUUUUUUGUAAUAGUGGUUUUCUAUGAUAUCACACGUCGUUUUUUCUCUUUUCUUCUUUUUCUAGAAUUGGUCGGAUGAAGGGUCUUUGAGAUGGGAUGGGGUGGGCGUCUUGUGCUGAGCUGGGAGGUAUCGUUAGCAGUAUCUUCGAUCAACAUGCUGGGUAUCACACGUCUUGCCUCAUCCCCUCAUGAUCCGUUGUCUUCACAAUCUGAUCUGAUUUGAGUUCACUCCCCUCCCCUCCCCUCAACGAACGCUGCACU
Dothidotthia symphoricarpi CBS 119687 is the source of this 2715-nucleotide messenger RNA. Its product is annotated as MFS general substrate transporter. Gene Ontology annotation, biological process: transmembrane transport. The coding region runs from base 328 to 2373 and encodes 681 amino acids. Lineage: Eukaryota; Fungi; Ascomycota; Dothideomycetes; Pleosporales; Dothidotthiaceae. The transcript has a single exon. Gene Ontology annotation, molecular function: transmembrane transporter activity. The record is from RefSeq and is a predicted model, not a curated record.